GUCAGCGGAAUCGGUUCGUUGUGGCAGACCCCGGCCGAGUUUGAGGAGCACUAUGGCGACGUGAGUCCCCAGUACCGCUUCCAGAGAAUAAAGUCAGGAUGCGGCGCUUGCAUGCUGUCGUUUGUUGGCGCUAGACGGGACCUGCUCGUCAUUCUCAAGGCCAAUAUGGAGGCGCGGGCGAAGCGGGAAAACCCAAGGCUGCUCGCGCUGGUCGAGGCCUGGAUGGACCUG
Lasiosphaeria miniovina is the source of this 231-nucleotide messenger RNA. RefSeq lists its product as uncharacterized. The record is from RefSeq and is a predicted model, not a curated record. The transcript has a single exon. The annotation marks the transcript as partial. NCBI's taxonomy places the organism in Eukaryota, Fungi, Ascomycota, Sordariomycetes, Sordariales, Lasiosphaeriaceae.